Molecule: messenger RNA, 687 nt
Organism: Auxenochlorella protothecoides
Lineage: Eukaryota; Viridiplantae; Chlorophyta; Trebouxiophyceae; Chlorellales; Chlorellaceae
Product: SEC14 cytosolic factor
Exons: 8
Coding region: 1-687 (228 amino acids)
Source: RefSeq, a predicted model, not a curated record
AUGUUCCUGUCGACCCUCAAGUGGAGGGAGGAGUAUGGAGCCGACAGGGUGCUGCAAGAUUUCGUGUUCAAUGAGAAGCCUGAGUUUGCCAAGUUUUACCCAGAAGGCUGCUAUGGCGUUGACAGGGCGGGCCGCCCCGUGUAUGUGCAGCAGCCGGGGAACAUCGAUCUGGAGCAGCUCUUCAAGUUCACCACGGAAGAGCGAUGUGUGCGCUACCAUGUGCAGCAACAGGAGCGCUACAUCAACCUGAUUGCCCCGGCAUGCUCGGUGGCAGCAGGCAGGUGCGUCGACCAGUCCCUCGUCCUCAUCGACCUCCAAGGUGUGGGCGUGAGCACCCUGACCUCUGACUUCAGAGCCAUCGUGCAGAAGGUGCUCAGCAUCGACCAGGCCCACUACCCGGAACUGAUGUGGAAGUCCAUCAUCAUCAAUGCCCCGACCAGCUUCCGGAUCAUGUGGGGCAUGGUCAAGUACAUGCUGGACACCAGGACCCAAGUCAAAGUGCAGGUCCUGUCCAGCAACUGGAGGGAGGAGCUGCAGGAGUACAUCGCCCCGGACCAGCUCCCCAAAGAGUACGGCGGCACCAACCCCGCCCCUCUCCCCGACCCGCCAGGACCGUGGCGGGACCCUGCCAUCGUUGAGAAGGUGGCAGCCCUGACCGUCGACGGCUCCUUCUGCUUCCGGGCCUGA